AUGGAUGAAAUGAACGACAGACAGGAUGCCGCAGCCAGCCAGCCAGACAGGGUACGUGAGAACGAGUGCCGGGAAGCGUGCAUCCGGUGCGGCUACACAGAUGAUGUAGUUCUUAUGAGUGAAUCGGCAGAUGAGCUUCAAAGUUUGUUGGAUGUAGUGGAUGGCUAUGGUAAAGACUUUGGAGAGUUGCCGAUCCAAAGGCCUGGCUCAGGAGUGAUCCUGUGCCACCUGUACCAUCAAGAUCAAAAUCAAGAUCUGGCGCCAAGUUACUUGUGUGUUUUGUUGUCUGUGUCUGUUGGAGCGUCCGCGUGCUGCGUGGUGGUCAGUGGUCAGGUCACGCUGAGUGUGCGGCAGCUUGCGCCUGUGUCUGAGCUGGCCUGGGUCACCUGUGGUCACCUGUCCACUCUGUCUGGCCUGGGUCACCUGUGGUCACCUGUCCACUCUGUGUCUGGUGGAGGGAACAGACAAGACGUCAGCGUGGUGGUCAGUGGUCAGGUCACGCUGAGUGUGCGGCAGCUUGCGCCUGUGUCUGAGCUGGCCUGGGUCACCUGUGGUCACGUGCGGAGUGGCGGCGCCUCCCUGGGCUCACCUGAGGGCGUGCAGGAGAACAGACGCGGUGAAAGAGCAAGGCCAGACUGGCAAGUCCUCCUGUCCAUUGUGCCCCAGAGCCUCUCAGAUCAGUGGCUGGCAAGUCCUCCCAUCCUCUCUGCCCCAGAGCCCCUCAGGUGCAAGGUCGGUGUGCAUCCUUGGUGCAGCCCCAGGGUUCCUGCAGGAACAGCCACGGCCAGGAGCAGCGUUGCAAUGGAGGGUGCGAGGCCAGGCAACAGCAGCAGCAGCAGCAGCAGUAGUAACAGCCUGGAGCAGCAGGUGACCCAAGGCGGGAGGACCUACACUUGUGACCACUGCGGCAAAUUGUGCUCCACCAAGGCUGCCAUUGCCAGACACGUCCUCUCCCAUGCCAGCAAGACAAGGCUGAGAGGCAGGAGUGGCCCCGCUGAACACACUGCCACCCACACUGGUGGCAGGAACCACAAGUGUGACCUCUGCGGGAAGACAUUUGUCCAGAAGAGUCAUCUUGCCUCACACAUCCUCACCCACACUGGGGAGAGAAAGUUCCAGUGCCUGGAGUGUGGGAAAAGAUUUACCCAGAAAAGUCAUCUUAACACACACAUCCUCACCCACACUGGGGAGAGAAAGUUCCAGUGCCUGGAGUGUGGGAAAAGAUUUACCCAGGAGAGUCAUCUUAACACACACAUCCUCACCCACACUGGGGAGAGAAAGUUCCAGUGCCUGGAGUGUGGGAAAAGAUUUACCCAGAAAAGUGAUCUUAACAGACACAUCCUCACCCACACUGGGGAGAGAAAGUUCCAGUGCCUGGAGUGUGGGAAAAGAUUUACCGUGAAGAGUAAUCUUAACACACACAUCCUCACCCACACUGGGGAGAGAAAGUUCCAGUGCCUGGAGUGUGGGAAAAGAUUUACCCGGAAGGGUACUCUUGAGAGACACAUCCUCACCCACACUGGGGAGAGAAAGUUCCAGUGCCUGGAGUGUGGGAAAAGAUUUACCUGGAAGGGUUCCCUUGACACACACAUCCUCACCCACACUGGGGAGAGAAAGUUCCAGUGCCUGGAGUGUGGGAAAAGAUUUACCAUGAAGAGUUCCCUUAACACACACAUCCUCACCCACACUGGGGAGAGAAAGUUCCAGUGCCUGGAGUGUGGGAAAAGAUUUACCCAGAAGUGUACUCUUGACAGUCACAUCCUCACCCACACUGGGGAGAGAAAGUUCCAGUGCCUGGAGUGUGGGAAAAGAUUUACCCAGGAGAGUAAUCUUAACACACACAUCCUCACCCACACUGGGGAGAGAAAGUUCCAGUGCCUGGAGUGUGGGAAAAGAUUUACCCGGAAGGGUUCCCUUAACACACACAUCCUCACCCACACUGGGGAGAGAAAGUUCCAGUGCCUGGAGUGUGGGAAAAGAUUUACCCAGAAGUGUACUCUUGACAGUCACAUCCUCACCCACACUUGGGAGAGAAAGUUCCAGUGCCUGGAGUGUGGGAAAAGAUUUACCCAGGAGAGUAAUCUUAACACACACAUCCUCACCCACACUGGGGAGAGAAAGUUCCAGUGCCUGGAGUGUGGGAAAAGAUUUAACCGGAAGGGUACUCUUGACAGUCACAUCCUCACCCACACUGGGGAGAGAAAGUUCCAGUGCCUGGAGUGUGGGAAAAGAUUUACCCAGGAGAGUAAUCUUAACACACACAUCCUCACCCACACUGGGGAGAGAAAGUUCCAGUGUCUGGAGUGUGGGAAAAGAUUUACCCGGAAGGGUUCCCUUGACAGACACAUCCUCACCCACACUGGAAAGAAGAAGAGAAAACAUCCAAAAUCAUAGCUGUUGCAGUCCCCGGUGACUCCGGCCUCAGUAGAGCUGAAAGGCACAAAACUACAAAAUAUCACAACCUAAAAAGUGACCUGGGAACAACAUGGUCGCCGAUGGACACCGGUAUAAUACCAGUGGUGGUGUGGGCGACAGGGCUAAUGAAGAAAACCUGGAGAGCUGCCUGGAGGCAAUCCCCGGUCGCCCAAGUGCCCACGAGGUACACACAGCUGCGGUCAAGGGAACGGUCGCCACGCUGAACAUAACCCUCGGAUGGAAUGCCGGCGCUGCUGAGGGUGUGACCGCUAACACCAGGCUUGGAGCCCAUUGCACUCACCAGACAACAAAACAGGAAAGUGCAGAAAACGGGGAGAGAAUGUUCCCGUGCCUGCAGUGUGGGAAAAGAUUUACCCACAAAGGUAAUCUUAACACACACAUCCUCACCCACACUGGGGCUUGUACAAACUCAGUGCACCCUGAGUGUAGGAAGACAGAAGGAAGCAGAAACAGAAGGAUCUGCUCUGAACCACCCUGGAGAGAGAAACUGCAGCAGAGGAUCACCCAUCAAAGAGAAGAAAUCUGGCAGAUAACAAGCUUCCUGCAAGACCAAAACCACACAAGGAACCUCCUCAAGAAAACAGACAGAAUGACAGGAAGGCGCAGCGCAAGCAACGGCCGGCCGGGCGGAAGACCGGCAGGGGCCGAGCCCCGGCCGAAGCCUUGGCACCACAAAUGAGGACAAAGACAAGAAAAUAAAGGCCAGAAAGAUGAAGAGGCAGCUUGCAGAAAAGCCAGGGGUGGUGUGCAGACACAUGGCAAAGACCUCAACAGAAGUACAAGACCCACCCGAGAAAGAAGUGGCCGAGGGAUGCUGGAGGCCACUGCUGGAAGACCCCACGCAGCAUCAGGCAGCCCCUGGGAUACAGACCACCACGGUUAAACACACAAGUAAACAACAACAAUGCCAGCUGUUCAGCUUACACAGGAAGGUCUGCUGAGAAAGAGUGAGUCAAUGCAGCAAGUUUGAGGCUCCAGGUGUAGACAAAGCCCCAAGUUUUGGGUCAGAAAGAUUACACGAGUGCACCGUUCCGUGCACUCGUUUCUACCAGACUCCAGAAAGGAAAAGAGGAGCCCCCACAAUGGCUGGCCACUGGAAACACCAGCCUGCCACCAAACACCAGCCAGACUCCACUGCCAGACAGACACAGAGCCGUCCGCUGCCCAUCAACAACACACAGGUGGCCGACAGAGACACCGGUGUGGAGUUUGGUCUGGUGGAGUGCUCCACAUGCACUGGCAGGACUGGCAAGAAGGUAGCACCAGAAACACACACACUGGUGAACAGGACUGCAUUCAACACCUUGCCAUUCAACACCUUGCUCAACACCCCACAUGCAAGUGUUUGGGAACACAAGAGAAUGCCACACUACAACACAAAAAAUGAGAAAAACAAUCAACAAAGAAUUACCUUAACACCUUGAAAAAGAUUUGCAGGUCAGAACUAACACCAAAAAACAAGACUACUGCCACAAACCAGCUGGCAGUACCAGUAGUGACUUGUGGGUGUGGUGUGGUGUGGUGACUGGCCACAAGACUACUGCCACAAACCGGCUGGCAGUACCAGUAGUGACUUGUGGGUGUGGUGUGGUGUGGUGACUGGCCACAAGACUACUGCCACAAACCAGCUGGCAGUACCAGUAGUGACUUGUGGGUGUGGUGACUGGCCAAAAGGUUUAUUCUGAAAUGUAAUCUUGACAAACAUCCUCACCCACACUGUGGUAAGGAAGUACAGGUGUGGUGUUUGUGGCAGUGUUUCUGUAGGAAGAGUGGUGUUGCCAGACACAUCCAAACACUCCUGUGGGGGUGAGGUGUUGUGGAUGUGCUGGUGGUGUGUGAGGGACUUGGAGUGACUAGUGUUUGUGUGUUGUUACUUUGUACUCAAGUGUUGGAAUAAACUUUUGUUGCUAGAA
This is a messenger RNA of Scylla paramamosain (green mud crab), 4349 nucleotides long. Its product is annotated as oocyte zinc finger protein XlCOF6-like. Bases 1 to 2394 code for a protein of 797 amino acids. Gene Ontology annotation, cellular component: nucleoplasm. The record is from RefSeq and is a predicted model, not a curated record. The transcript is spliced from 6 exons. Gene Ontology annotation, biological process: regulation of transcription by RNA polymerase II. Lineage: Eukaryota; Metazoa; Arthropoda; Malacostraca; Decapoda; Portunidae. Gene Ontology annotation, molecular function: RNA polymerase II cis-regulatory region sequence-specific DNA binding; DNA-binding transcription repressor activity, RNA polymerase II-specific.